AUGGAUACCAUACCCGCGCCUGCGGUCUGCAGGUUCGUCGGCGAGGGCAGGGCCAAUGUUGUCUUUUCACUCACCGGUGUAGACGACCAUCCUAACCUGCGAGGCCAGCUCCUCCGGGUGCCCAAGCACAAAUACAAAGCGCUGCCUUACGUUGACCUGCAGCGAUACUGGGAGACCAGGGUCUCGCCUCUGUUCGGGCCCCACGAACUUGUCCAGCAAAGGCUCGUGAGGCUGCCCUGCGAUAAAACCUUCUUCAAGCUUCUCAACGAGCAGCUCCGCAGGCUCGAAGAGUCCGGCUCGCGCCGCCGCGACUUUGUUGGCCACGUCGUUAGCGAGACCGUAGAGCUCGGCAUGCUGGUCGAGGACAUGAGAGCGGAGGCGGCGGCCACAAGGAAAGACGGCGUCGCCAUCAUGCAUGAGAUCAAGCCCAAGUGGCUAGCUCAGUCGCCCCGCGCGCCCAGGAACGCCGAGCAGUGCCGGAACUGUGCCCGCGAGGUCUGGCGCAACAUGAAGGACAAGACCAGGAAGCAGGUCUUUUGCCCCCUCAACCUCGUCAAGGCCGCUGACUUCCCAGACGACCCAGCUGUGGCAGCCGAUAUCGCCACGGCCCUGCGGAGGUGCUAUGACAUGCCCGACGCUGAAGCAAGGAAUCUCACGGGAUGGCUACGGACGUGCGCCGUCUUCCAGAAGCUGAGGAAGGUCCAGUGGGAGAAUGAUCACGAUGGUCAUGUCACUGACGACGACGGCUACUCUUUGGCCAUGACGCUCAGGGACUGCAGCCUCCUCGUCCUAGUCCCCAGCAGGUCUGGCGCCCCGCCGGCCGAGGUUGUGGGCAAGCUGGGCGACACGGACAUGAAAAACUUUGCCGUCAAGAAGGAGUACUGGAUGAAUAUGGAAAAAGAGUUUCACGACAACGGUGUGUACAUGAGAAACACCAACAGCCUGGCUUCAGCGAUCACCGACUGCCAGCUUCCCUUCUACAGGGCGAGGAGGGACCUGUCGGAGGAGCUACGGCGAUAUUAUGUGGGCACCUGA
Messenger RNA from Cryphonectria parasitica EP155, 1035 nucleotides. RefSeq lists its product as uncharacterized. Gene Ontology annotation, cellular component: nucleus. Gene Ontology annotation, biological process: inositol phosphate biosynthetic process. Bases 1 to 1035 code for a protein of 344 amino acids. The transcript has 2 exons. NCBI's taxonomy places the organism in Eukaryota, Fungi, Ascomycota, Sordariomycetes, Diaporthales, Cryphonectriaceae. Gene Ontology annotation, molecular function: inositol-1,3,4,5,6-pentakisphosphate 2-kinase activity; ATP binding. The record is from RefSeq and is a predicted model, not a curated record.